UUGAAUGGUUAGUUUACAUUCGAUUAACUAAAUAAUUUCAACUGGUAACUAACCGCAUUAACCAGAGAUUUUGAAAUUAGUGCGCAAAUGUUGGUUCUUGUUCCAACUUUCAACGUUGGCAACACCACAACAACUCAAAACAUAACCUUACUCUAACAAAAAGCCGGCGGGAGUGAAUUUUUUGCACAUUGUUAGUUACACUUCCAUAAACAUGCCACGUGUUAAAACUAAAGCAAGAAAGCGCACUCAACCAAGCGGAGACGCUGCAGACACAAAACACACCACGGCUGAAAGUUCUGAACCAGAGCCCUCAAGCGAAGCCUCGUCCGCAACCACCAUUUACGAAUUCACGGCCAAGACAAUUGAGGGCGAAGAAAUCUCGCUGGAGAAGUACAAAGGACACGUUUGCAUCAUAGUAAAUGUAGCGUCAAAAUGCGGCCACACAAAGUCAAAUUAUGAACAGUUUGUUGAGCUGUACGAUAAGUAUUCGGAGGAGAAAGGGCUGCGGAUUUUGGCGUUUCCUUGCAAUCAGUUCGGUGGACAGGAACCUGGUGAUUCGGAAAAGAUCUGCGAGUUUGUCAAAGCCCGAAAUGUCAAAUUUGACAUGUUUGAGAAAAUUAAGGUUAACGGCAAGGACGCUCAUCCCUUGUGGAAGUUUCUGAAGGAGAAACUUCCCAGUCCUAAGGGGAAAGACAUCAAGUGGAAUUUCACUAAAUUCAUUGUUAACGAUGAAGGCGUCCCUGUCGAGAGACAUGCCUCCAGUGUUAAGCCACUCACUCUUCUGGAGUCUCUUCAGAAAUUGUGGUAGUUUUGUGUUUUCUUCUCAUUUUUUGUGACCGUAAUUAAUUGUGUAGGAAUAACCUGUAUUUUCAAAAUAAAAUGUUCCGAAAAUA
This is a messenger RNA of Tribolium castaneum (red flour beetle), 893 nucleotides long. Its product is annotated as glutathione peroxidase. The coding region runs from base 212 to 808 and encodes 198 amino acids. The record is from RefSeq and is a predicted model, not a curated record. Lineage: Eukaryota; Metazoa; Arthropoda; Insecta; Coleoptera; Tenebrionidae. Gene Ontology annotation, biological process: response to oxidative stress. Gene Ontology annotation, molecular function: glutathione peroxidase activity. The transcript has 2 exons.